Trachymyrmex cornetzi is the source of this 792-nucleotide messenger RNA. RefSeq lists its product as uncharacterized. The transcript is spliced from 4 exons. The coding region runs from base 305 to 718 and encodes 137 amino acids. The record is from RefSeq and is a predicted model, not a curated record. Lineage: Eukaryota; Metazoa; Arthropoda; Insecta; Hymenoptera; Formicidae.
UUCGAUGUAUCCAUUUCGUUGAAGCGUAAGCUGAACUUGUAUGAACAAACAAGGCUAUUUAAAACUAAAAUAGAGAUACGUUCCUCUUUAUCAUGAAAAAAAGAUUUCUGGAAUAAUUUAUGAUUAUACGAUACGGUUUCUGAAGACUGUUUCUUCCACGAAUUCGCGUAUGAGGAAACUGAAUAAAUUUGAAGGGUCUCAGCAAUGACGCAUUCCGCAUACCAACGACUUCUCCUUUUUCGUCCACGUAUAUAAUUAUCGUGCAGGCAUCUCGCAGAUUACUACAGUCUUCCAAAACUGCAAAAUGAGAUUUUCCGAAUGGCAGCAGGUUUAUGAUAAUCCAUUCAUAAUUGCUUUAAUGACAAAAGAUUACAAGAAGGCUCGUGACAUUGGAAAUCGAUUGUUAAAACAAAAUCGUAACGAUGUAGAUGUUAUUUGUGGUCUUAAUAUUCUGAAGCACAAAAAAAACGAAGAGUGCGAAAGGUCAAGUUUAAUUGAAUCUGCAGACAAUGAACGUGAAAGAAGUGACUCAGUCGAUGGUGACGCUACUGAUUUUAUAGAUGACAAUGUGGAUAUUUGUAUUGAUCCAGAAAUGGCAGAUAAAAUCAUGUCACACGACACGUCUCUAUUGAAUAACAAAGCCAGAAUCAGUCUGAGUCAGCAGAGAAUGUACAAAGUAAUACCAAUAAAGGUGAAUAAAAAAGUUACGGAAGUAUAAAGAUGGUUUGACGAGACGGUUGACAAAUCGAUAGUAUACUUUCACAUAUCUACCAAAAUAUGAAUAUAUUAAAU